AACACCCAUGAUGCAUGUUCACUUCAACAUGCAUGUUUCCAUCAUCACACACACAUACUAUGUGAAACCAAACCCAUUUAACAACCACUUCAACCCAUACCACACAUGCAAUGUUCCAACAAAAACAUGCAUUUGCCUAUGAGAAUGAGGAAGAAUGCCAACAAAGAACAUCCAGUUGACCUCACAGGGCGUCGGGUCCUUCGAUCACUAGGCGGAAAAGACAAGCACAGCAAGAUCUGCACGUCGAAAGGGUCAAGAGACCGACGCAUUCGGCUAUCAGCCAACACUGCGAUUCAGUUCUACGACGUGCAGGACCGGUUGGGCUUUGAUCGACCCAGUAACGCCAUUGAUUGGCUCAUGAAGGAAGCGAAAGCCGCCAUUGAUGUGUUGAAUGGUGAUCAGUAUCAUCAUUUUCAUGACUUGCUCGUUCCGGAUACAACGAACUCUAUUUUCAACGUCUCAGCGGCAUUUCAUCGAACACCUGGUGUCCCGGUCCAGCAGAACUUGAACCAGGAUCAAAUUUAUGGGUUUAAUAAGUCCCAAUUUGUGGGUAAUCCGAUUCAUUGGAACCCUGAUUAUAAUGAAUCAGAAGGGUUUGAAUUUGUUAACAGGGAACCCCUUCAGUCCAGUUUUCACACUCAAGUUGCUGAUGAUGUUAACAAUAAUGAAAGUUAUGGGUUAUUGGGUGUUUCUUUUGACCCAGAAAUUCAAGUUCAAGAAGCGGAGGUUGAAUUGAAAGAAGAUGACCGGAGAUAUGAUCAAGGUUAUAUGUUCUAAGGAUUAGUAGGUUUUUAAAACUAAUUGUUGUUGAUGGCGUUGAUGGAAGAAGUUAUUUAGAUGCUAAUAAAUUAAUAUUAUAUAUUUGAGUAUGUUUACAUAUUAGUUUGUAUCAAGUUUGGUAUUUUUGUGUUUACAAUGGUUUGGGUAAAACCCCACAUCGUUUAGUGGUGACGGUUUUAGUUCGUGAUGGACAUUGGUGUAAGAUUUAGGAGUAAAUUUAGUGUGUGUGAGUUUGUUGUUCUAAAAAAUGUAUGUACGGUUGACGUUGGUUUGAGGUUUGAAAUUAUUUGAGUCCAUCGUUUGGGUUCGAAAUCUAA
This is a messenger RNA of Helianthus annuus (common sunflower), 1097 nucleotides long. RefSeq lists its product as uncharacterized. Gene Ontology annotation, cellular component: nucleus. The record is from RefSeq and is a predicted model, not a curated record. Gene Ontology annotation, molecular function: sequence-specific DNA binding; DNA-binding transcription factor activity. The transcript has 2 exons. Bases 106 to 777 code for a protein of 223 amino acids. NCBI's taxonomy places the organism in Eukaryota, Viridiplantae, Streptophyta, Magnoliopsida, Asterales, Asteraceae. Gene Ontology annotation, biological process: regulation of secondary shoot formation.